AAUCAUUAUACAAUUUUGUGAUUUUGCUUUUUGGUUCAUACGGCACACCACUAACCACCUGUCCACUUCCUGGUCAAAGUCUCUUCUCACCGGAAAAAAGAAUUUGUGUUGCGAUUUUACGGAAGAACAAAUGGGAUCGGAGAAAAGCAAGAAUCUGAUCAUCGGAGGAACCGGGUACAUAGGUAAAUUUGUAGUCGAAGCCAGCGUAAAGGCCGGCCACCCAACCUCCGUUCUGGUUCGAGAAUCCACGGUGGCGGACCCUGUGAAGGGUAAGCUUAUUGAUAACUUUAAGAACUCCGGCGUCACUUUGGCUUAUGGAGAUUUAUAUGAUCAUGAAAGUUUAGUGAAGGCGAUUAAACAGGCGAAUGUGGUGAUUUCAACCGUCGGUAAGAUGCAAAUCCCAGAUCAGACCAAAAUCAUUGCCGCCAUUAAAGAAGCUGGAAACAUUAAGAGGUUUUUGCCAUCGGAGUUCGGAAUUGACGUGGAUCAUCAAGAGGCGAUUGAGCCAGCAGCCUCGAUGUUUUCCGAGAAAGUGCAAAUCCGUAGAGCAAUCGAGGCCGAUGGGAUUCCGUUCACUUACAUCGCCUGCAACUGCUUUUCCGGUUACUUCCUGCCUACUUUGGCUCACCCCGGAGCCGCCGCUGUUCCUCCCAGAGAUAAAGUAACGAUCCCCGGUGAUGGAACCCCCAAAGCUGUUUUUAAUGAAGAACAUGACAUUGGUACCUACACAAUCAAAGCUGUGGAUGAUCCAAGAACAUUAAACAAGAUUCUUUACAUCAAACCCCCUAAAAACACUUGCUCGUUAAACGAACUUGUUUCCUUAUGGGAGAAGAAGAUUGGGAAAUCUCUAGAAAGAACUUAUGUUCCAGAGGAACAACUUCUCAAGCUUAUUCAAGAGUCUGCAUUUCCGAUGAAUGUUGCAUUGGGUGUCAGCCAUUCGAUUUUUGUGAAGGGAGAUAUUACCAAUUUUGAGAUAGAAGAAAGGUUUGGUGUUGAGGCUUCUGAGCUCUACCCGGAUGUGAAGUACACUUGUGUCGAUGAAUACCUUGAUCGAUUCGUUUGAGUGAAGUGUGUUUGGAUAUUGAAAUCAAAAUUACAUUUCAGUCAUUGAAGUGUUCACAUCUGUCCAUAGUUUUGUCUUGUUAACAUAAUACUCUAGUGCACUCUUCUUCCUCUGAAUGUUCUGAUACAUAACUAUUCCUAAUUGGGGGGCAACAAUAUGCAGCUUUGAGGUUGAUAUUUCUCAA
This is a messenger RNA of Lactuca sativa (garden lettuce), 1247 nucleotides long. RefSeq names its product eugenol synthase 1. Gene Ontology annotation, molecular function: oxidoreductase activity. The record is from RefSeq and is a predicted model, not a curated record. Lineage: Eukaryota; Viridiplantae; Streptophyta; Magnoliopsida; Asterales; Asteraceae.